Molecule: messenger RNA, 5211 nt
Organism: Caenorhabditis bovis
Lineage: Eukaryota; Metazoa; Nematoda; Chromadorea; Rhabditida; Rhabditidae
Source: the annotation of a GenBank genome assembly
AUGCCAAAUGUUAAGUUGGUUGAAAAGAAAAUUGGACGAUUGACAGCCAAUGUCAAACCAAAUACUCAUAUCCGCCAAGAAGUGACUGUAGCGCCGGAAACUCAUCAUGUCAUAAGAUUUGAUCCGGAUUUACUUGUGGAUAACGAAGAGCCAGCAGUGGAGCAACCCGUUGAGCAACCCGCUGAGCCACCCGAAGAGCCACCAGAAGAACAACCCGUUGAGCAACCCGAAGAGCAACCAGAGCAGAAUGCUGAACUUCCACAACCAAAUCAAGAACCCCAGUAUGUCGGAAUACGGUUUACUGAACCCCUUCUUGUUGAUUAUCGACAACGAUUACUGCAAUCAUCGAUAUAUGAGUUUGUCGAAAGACCGGAACACAUUCGAGAUAUGCGCGAAGUGCGAAAGUUGGGAGAAGUAAUGAACACUCAUGAAUUUCUACGAAAUCUACUAGUUCAACCAGUGAGACCUGGGAGGAAGUUUAAGCCUGAAUCGCCAUUUUUUGAAACGUGCCAAUAUGUGGUCACAUUUCUUCAACCGCAACCUCGUAUUUUUGUCGCGAAAAAAACAUUUGGAACACAGUUUUCAACUAUAUCAUCGAGAGGCCACAAAGAAAUUACCAUGAACGGUUCGACCAUUUCUUGCGACAGGGCUGCUGUCACUGUGAUGCAAUUCAUUGAUGAAGUCCGACAGAAUAACACACUCUUGUGGAGAGCUCUGCUUCUUCAAUCGUUUCAAUUCAUCACUAGCCAUAUAGAGAAGAAAAAAAGGCAAUUCAAGGAGUUAUUACAAAGUGAUAGACAAUUAAUCACCAUCACUCAUUGUUUCUAUAAGUACAAUCCGGAAGCUAUUGCCAAGAUGAGAAAUGAAUGUAGAGUGUUGAGCGGCAAUGUGAACAGCUACAAUCCGUUCUUGCACUCGAAAUUGCCUGAAACUGUGACGCAAAUAUCGGUCAAAUUAGAGAACGUUUCUCCACUGAUGAAUCAAAGAGUUGAGGAAGUUGCUAAAGGAGAUAAAUCAAGAAAAUGGUGUAUCGAGAAAGACUUCAUCGACUUACCAUCGUCUCUGGAAAGCUGGAUAAAGGCUUGCGACAAAAAGAGCCGUGAAGUCGAAUCGGACUUUAUCGCCAAAAACUAUGGCCCAUUUAAAUCUUCAUCAACUUAUGAAUUUUCAUCAACACACUUUUUCACAUCUUCAAAGAAAGAAGAAGCCGAAGAAUUGACGAGCGCUUUACGAGGAGGCGUUCAAAUUUUGCCAAAUGUUCAAGUGAUUUCGAAAGAUAUGACCGACACGGAAAGUUUGAAUGAUUCAAAAGUUUUGAAUAAAGCCAUCGCGCGAAUAUCACGCAUUUCGAGCUGGGACCAAUUGACUAUGAACUUGGACGAUGAGCAUAGAAAGAAAUUCGAAUUAGUUCUGAGCCAAUGUAUUAUCCAUUACGCCGCAAAAAAUCGUCGCUGUGUCAAACCCUUAUUUAAUAUUUGGGGCAACUCGAUCCCUGGAUUCAACGGGGUCAGACUCACACAAAAUACCAUUUUCGAUAUCCUUCAAAUGAGGAGACAACGGCGUCAGCAUGCCCAGAAAUUGCGAACACUGACACAAGAAGGAAUGCCGGACAAAUUUCCUUGUCAGAAUGUUCGAAUGUACCACAUGAAUGUUGCUUUUGCCGAUGGAAAUAUGAACACGAGCUGUAAUGAAAAUGUGCCAAGCUAUUCGAACCCGGGAAUAUCUCGAUCAGAGCAGAAGGAGACGUGGAGUCGUCUGAAAAAAAUGGCGCAAAAUCCUUCGCAAGGUAUUCGUUGGAUGAGCGGCAGCAAAAGGAACGCACGGCGUUUUAAUAUGGUUCGAAAAGCCGUUAAUCAUCCAAAGAUCAAUUUGAAAAUCCACGAUAUUUAUUUUCAUCGCUUAAGGAGAAUCACAAAUUUUAAUCAAAUUAUGAUGAAAAACUUCCCGGGACUUGCUUCACUUUUGCUAUUCAGCAAAGGAAUCGAUUUAAAGAGGAUACUUAAAAUGAUAUUUCUGGACGACGAAAAAAUCAAAUCUGAUAUGAGAAAUUUAUUAGUGCGCCAAUUGCUGUGGAAAUUGCAGAACCCAACCAAGUUAACCUCUGGUCCCUUCGAAGCACUACCCAGUUUUGCAGAUCCCUUGUUAAUUGAGCGAAUGAUGAACAAGGGCAACAGUAUUGAGCAAAUUCUUACCAAAUUGAUUCCUUUGAAUCGUAUCAAAAAUCGAUCAACAUUUGGAAAGCUUGACAAAGAAUUUGUGGGUCAAUUACUUGCCAUGGAAAUGGAAGAACAUCCCGAGGAGCUCAUUCAUGAAUAUCUUUGCGAGAAGACCGAAUUAAAACAUGCUCAAGAAAUGCCGGAUCUUAACAAUAUUAUGAGCGACGAUUUUGGAACUCCAAGUUUUAAUGAUCUUCUCGGUUUCAUUGGCACAAUAAAAAAUUCGGGUGUGGCUCACAGUUCCAUGUCGUCACCUGUUGGGGCGCAACUAGAGCGAUUGAUGAUGGGUAAUUCAAUGUUAGACGACGUUGAAGAAGCUUUAGAAAAUGAAGAAGCUAAUGUUGACAACAAAGAAUGUUCAGAAAAAGCGGUUGUGCUUCGAGAUAAAACCAUUUUUCAUGGUGUGGUCAACAAUGAAGAAGAUAUUCAAAAUGUUGAUGGAAACCACGUCGACAAUGGCAAUCCGCCAUUUUUGUUCAAUAGACGGAAUGUUGUUGAUAGCAGGGAAGCCGAAGGUCUCAAUGAAAAUGGAAUCACUUUCACUGACAAUCAGCGAAAGGAGAUCGCAAAUGGAAGCAACACAACAAAUGAAGACGUCAAUGUACAUAAUUCUGAGAAUGUGGAAGAUUUUCCUGAAUCGUUUCUUGAUUCUGCAUUCUUGUCAAGAGAUUCACUACCGAUAUUGACUCCCGAUGAUGUUGAUUUUUCUCUCGGACAUAUACCCGAAAUUGAUAUGUCCGAAUUCGACAAAUUGUCAGAUUCCGAAGAUGAUGAUUACGAAUUCUUCUAUAAGAAUCCGACGAACGCUUUGGAAGCGGCAAAGCAAAUUAAUCAAUUUUAUGAUGCGUUUACAUCGUAUUUGGCAGUAGCCAUUAAUUCUGAAACGAGGAAUAUUUAUAUAGUUGAACAAAUCAUCAAGGUGGUCGACGCAAUUCAUUUUGAAAAUAACUCUCAACAAUAUUUGAAGUUUCCAAGCUCAUUUGAAGAAGAGCUGAAAAGUAUUUCAAUUCGAAGACAGCUUUGCAAUGUUUUAGAGAAACGCGUGGAAAAGUUUAAAACAAAGCUUGUUUCGGAAAUGUCGAAAAAUCGCACAUAUAAAAAGAAAUGCGAGAAAUUAAAAGUAGAAAAGAUCAUGCGAUUCCAAGAAGCAGUAGCUGAAGCAAAAUUGAUGGUUGCGAAGGACAUGAAUCCCGUCUAUCUACGCGAAGACACACUUACACGGGUCACGUUGACGGAUAGGUGCUUCAUUUCUUAUCGUCGCAAUAAAGCUCUCAUUGACUAUAUCAAGCUUCGGGCAACGAAAGGACCAAGGAUGAAAAAAGGUUUAUGGGAUGACUUGCGACGAUUGAGCACUGCUACUCCAUUAUCCUGUAAAUAUUUAUCGCGAAGGAAGCCCAGAAUACCCUACAUGUUCUCGACGUUUGGAUUUGGAAGCAAUUUCUGCGAGAAGAGAAAAAUGACAUUUUCGGGCAAUCUGGAAAAAUUUGAAAAAAAGAGAGCACGCACAUUUCGACGAAGGCAACUACACGAAAAGAAUGUGUUGAAGAAGGCGAAGAAUGAGCUCUCGAAAUUCACUGGAACUCGCUUGAUUUUUAUGGAAAACGAUUCGCUACUCGGAAAAAAGUUUCCCGGAUAUGACCUAUUUGAGAAUUAUUUCUGCCAACUUCUUCACCAGCUGAAUGUGUUUGCUCUUAAAAUGAUCGACUUUUCGGAUCUCGAUAAGCUCAAUCAACUGUCGAGACAAAAUGUAGAAGAGCAACUUGCUGUUAAUGCCUGUGGAACUGCAAAUGUCGUUGACGUCAAUGAUGGAAGCGUCUAUGUGAAAAAUACAAAGGACUUCGCUGCUAAUGUGGCAAUUGUCGAUGGAAAUAAUGAUUGUCAGACUACUAAAAAUUUCGAGGAAAAGGGUCAUGAGGAAUCCAUUGUCGUUGAUCUCGCUGAAGUCAAUGCUGAUAAUCAUUUUGUUGUCGAUGAAGACAUUGGCGUUGAUGCUAAAAGAAAGGAUGCUAACACUAACGGCUCUUCUGAAUCGAAUGGUUUCACUCAUGAAGACAGCAUUCCAGAUGGCAAUUUCGAACAUGAUGCAGGCAAUCGCAUGAGAAGCUACAAUCCCAAAAAAUUGAAAGAAGAGCCGUCUACAUAUGAAGAAUUAUUAAACGACGAGAUUGAUUUUGUCACCAAUGAUGGCGGAUCAAACGGAAAAAAUCACAAUAAAGCGACGAAGCCAGUAAAUAAAUCAUCAGAUGGUGAUAAAGAAUGGCGUAGAAGACCAAGAAAGAAGAAGUCUUUUGUGAAAGGAAAGAAUAACAAAUUAAAUGAAGGAGCUGAGAAAUUAAACGGCCAAGAUAAAGAUGAAAGAAUGGAAAAACCAGAGGAGCCAGAGCAACCAAAUGAGCAUGCAAAAUUUGAAACAGAACAGCCGAAUGUGACGAUUCCGGGAUCUUCAACGCCAAGCCAGCAAAUUACGGAAAACCUCGAAAUUAAAAUUGAGGAAUUAGACGAGCUUGAAUUGAAUGUUGAUUUCCACACUAACAACGUUGGAAUUGUCUUACCUGCCGAUCAGGCCGUUCUUCAAGUUGAAGUAGCCAACUUAACGCUCCAUCCAAAAAGUGUUGUGAAUUGUGUCACCAAUGAAGAUCACAGUGGUUCUCCAACCUCCUCAAAGUUAGAUAAUCUCACAUCGAGUUCCAAAAAGUCCCGUCGAAGCUCAAAAUCAAAACCAAAUAUUAUCGAAUUUGAUUGCAAUGGAACUGAAGUUAGAAAAAUUAGAGGCCGUCCGAGAAAAUAUCCUCCAAAUCACAAAAGAGUCUAUCCCAGAAAAAAGAAAACAUCGCCGAAGGAUGUAGAACCAGUGGACAAUCUUCCAUCAACCUUAACUGCCAACGAUAUUGAGCCAAAUAUUGAAGAAUUGAGUUCGUUGGAUGCUGCAUUAUCGGCAAUCAAACGAAAAUCUUCAACACCGUCGGAGUUAGUAGAGCCAGACAGUAAAAAGUAA